GUCCACCUUCUCUCGAAGCGCAUCUCGCAGUCGCCGGCGGCUGCGUUCAGCUCCGCCUGCUCCGGCGACCUCCCCGACGUCCGCAGCCACCAUGCUGCUUCCGAGGCGUCUUCCACUUCUCGCUGGUAUCCUGCGGUCGGCCUCCGCUGCUUCCUCCCUUCCUCCAAACCCGAAGAAUGUUUCAUAUAGGGAAGGAUUUCUAUGGAGUUCAUGUUAUUUUCACGGCACAAGCCAUCAAACAUCCAGAGAAGGGGAGCCAAUGGCUAAGGAGCUGCUAGACCCCUUUGCACUAAUUAAAGAUGAAGUAUCUGAAAUCUCCAAUAGAUUGCGUUCAUUGGUGGUAGCUGAGGUACCUGAACUGACGUUAGCAGCUGGGUACUUCUUCAGAGCUGGAGCUGAAGGAAAAAGAACUUGCCCCAUUGUUCUACUAUUGAUGGCUUCAGCUAUUAGCACAGACAUGGCUGACCCAAUUGUUGGUUCAAAGAAUGAGCUUCGUGAGAGAUAUAUGUGUCUUGCCGAGAUAACUGAACUGAUUCAUGUAACAAGCCUCAUCCAUGAUGAUGUCUUGGAUGAUGCUAAUACCAGGCGUGGCAUGGACUCACUAAACUGUGUGAUGGGAAAGAAGCUUGCAGUGUUGGCUGGUGAUUUUCUACUUUCCAAGGCAUUUUCUACUGCUGCAGUGUCUCUUGACAAUACUGAGGUUAUAUUGUUACUAUCAACGGCUGUAAAUAACCUUGUAACUGGUGAGUUUAUGCAGAUGACAAUAACUCCAGCGCAACGCUCCAGCAUGGAUUACUAUUUGCAGAAGUCAUAUUACAAGACAGCUGCAUUGAUUUCAAACAGUUGCAAAGCUGUUGCAGUUCUUGCUGGACAGACAGCUGAAGCUGCGAUGCUUGCUUAUCAGUAUGGAAAACACUUGGGUAUAGCAUAUCAGUUGAUCGAUGACAUCCUUGAUUUCACAGGCACGUCAGCUUCACUAGGCAAAGGCUCCUUGUCUGAUAUCCAUCAAGGAAUCGUGACAGCUCCCAUAUUGUUUGCAAUGGAGGAGUACCCCCAAUUGCGUGAGAUUGUAGAGCAGGGAUUUGAUGACCCUUCAAAUGUAGAUGCAGUCAGUACUGAAACUGCCAUUGAAUACCUUGGCCGAAGUCAGGGAAUCGAGAGGACAAGGUUACUUGCUGCCGAACAUGCCAAACUGGCAGCAGACGCAAUCGAUGGUCUUCCUGAGAGCAAGGACGAAUCCGUGCUGAUCUCAAGACAAGCACUCAAAGAUCUUACACAAAAGCUCAUUAAGAGAACAAAGUGAAGCAAAAUAUAUAAGACGCCAGUGGGCAGCAGAAUCCUUAACAGAUCUCAAUAUCUCAUCAUGCUCUUGCGGUUCGAAUCAUCAUGGUUGAAACCUGCUAGAUUGGAUGCAUGUUUGACUGCUAGUUAUGGUGAUUUGCUGAUAGAAUCCAGCAGUUAUUUGUAAGAAACAUUCUCGUUAAUUUCGUGCUGUUAUAGGACCUAAUUCAUCCUACAAGCGGAAGCAGAAAAAGCCUUCUAUCGGCUGCCAUUUGAAGUCCUCGGCCAAAAUAUUUUCCAAUUGCUGGGUCGUGAUAUGUUCUACAGCUCCUAUUGAUUGUUAAGCUGUUGAUCGCUCGACCUUCUUUUUUUUAUUUGACA
This is a messenger RNA of Oryza brachyantha (malo sina), 1662 nucleotides long. RefSeq names its product solanesyl-diphosphate synthase 1, mitochondrial-like. The transcript has 12 exons. The record is from RefSeq and is a predicted model, not a curated record. Gene Ontology annotation, biological process: isoprenoid biosynthetic process; ubiquinone biosynthetic process. Gene Ontology annotation, cellular component: transferase complex. NCBI's taxonomy places the organism in Eukaryota, Viridiplantae, Streptophyta, Magnoliopsida, Poales, Poaceae. Gene Ontology annotation, molecular function: prenyltransferase activity. The coding region runs from base 92 to 1303 and encodes 403 amino acids.